ACCGAGGAGACGGGCGCGCGGGCGCGGCCGGGCAUAGACGGGGCCGGGGGCAUCGGGGGUGCGCGCUGCGGGCCCGGGUCUCGCCGGAGGAGUGACCAGGCAUUCGCACAGCGCCUCUGCCAACUCCUCCCGGACAAGAAAUGGCCGACGAUUCUAAACCUGGGUUUUACAUAGAAGAACUUAACAAAUUCAAACAGCAGCACAGCGGAGAGGUGCAGUAUCGGGAGCUGACCGACUCGCCCCUGUUGAAGAAGUUCAGGUUUGCACUUCAGGUGGUCAUCGACGGGAAAGAGUUCCCCGCAGCAGGGGGCAGCAAUAAGAAGGAAGCCAAGAACGGCGCGGCCAAGAUCGCACUCGAGAUUCUGAACGCGCAGGUCAGAAGCUCUUUCUCACCGGCCGCGAAAUUGCCUUCGCAAGGCACCGGUGCUGGGAACCACGUGGGUCAGCUCAACACGUAUGCCCAGAAGAACGGCCUGCAGGUCUUAUACGACUGUGAAGAACGGAGCCCCCAACAGUUUCGGGUCACGUGCAGAAUCAACGGGAAAGUCUACGGCAGGGAGUUGGCUGGCUCCAAGCAGAAGGCCAAGCAGCUGGCCGCCCAGAGGGCCCUUGAGAAGUUACACUCGGAGGACACGGCCGCGAGACCCCAAGGGCCCCUGGCAGCGUCCAUCGCGUCCAGCAGUGAGAGCAGUUCCUUGCUCAGAUCCCGCGAGCUCAGCACCACCGAGUCGCUCUCUGGAAGAAGCUCCCUUGAUAGAAACAGCUGCAGUGAAAGCUGGGCCUCAUCCCAGUUAGCGAGUCCUGAGUGCCUUCCCAGGCUGGCAGAGGGGGCACCUCCAGAAGCAGCAGCAGCAGCAGCAGACAAAUGCCCGUACACCACGGAGAGGAGCUUUCUUGAGCAUUUCACAGACAUCAAACCAAUUGGCAAAGGAGGAUACGGGCAAGUUUUCAAAGCUCGUCACAAGAUUGAUGGCAAGACUUAUGUUAUUAAGCGCGUUAAAUACGACAACGAGAAAGUGAAGCGUGAAGUCGAAGCUCUGGCGGAGCUCAGGCACCCGAACAUCGUUCUCUACCACGACUGCUGGAAGGGCCCCGACCGACUCUUCAGGGACUACGAGUGGAGGCCGGAGACUGAAUGCCUUUUCAUCAAAAUGGAAUUCUGUGGUCAGGGGACCCUGGACCAGUGGAUCGACAGGAUGAGGCAUCAGAAGCCCGACAAGACCCUGGCAUUACAGUUUUUCAAACAAAUAGUUGAAGGUGUGAAUUACAUACACAAAAAAAAAUAUAUUCAUAGAGACCUCAAGCCGUCGAAUAUAUUUCUGGUGGAUGAAAAGCAAAUAAAGAUCGGAGACUUUGGGCUCGUCGCCGCCCUGGAAAACGACAGCAAACGGACAACGGGCAUGGGGACUCGACGGUACAUGAGCCCGGAACAGAUUGCCUCAACCGAUUAUGGAAACAAAGUGGACAUCUAUGCCUUGGGGAUCAUUUACGUGGAACUUACUCACAUCUGUAAAACUUCUUCAGAAAUGGCAAAGAUCUUUUCACAGCUAAAGGAAGGAGAAAUCCCCAAAGAAUUCAGCGGCAGAAAAAAAGCUCUCCUGGAACAAUUACUCGCGCUGGACCCCUCGAAGCGACCCAGUGCUCAGGAACUGCUGUAUACCUUGAGGAGCUGGAAGGACGGGGCUGGGUCCAUCGAGCACAGGACGUGCUAGAGUCUUUCGGAGAAGGCCGCUGCCGACAUUCCUGGUCUAGGAACUGUUAAGAACUUGUUAGGGAGAAUUGUUAAAACUGGGGGCGGGAGCAGUUGUACAGCAGGGAGGGUGUUUGCCUUGCCCGCGGCCAACCCAGGUUCGAUUCCCAGCAUCCUAUAUGGUCCCCUGAGCACUGCCAGGAGUAAUUCCUGAGUGUAGAGCCAGGAGUAACCCCUGUGCAUCACCGGGUGGGACCCAUUUUUUUUUAUCUUAAAUUAUUAUUCUCUUAACAUUUUUUUUAAGUUUACAGAGAACUUUCCCUUUUAACUUCAAAAUCAAUCAUAUAAAUCUAAAAAUCAUUCUUGCACUUGAUUUUCGCCUAGGAUUUCUCAUUAUGAAGAUGAGAGAAAAAAAGUUGCCCUAAAUUUUCUGAUAUAAAUUAGUAAAAGUAAAAGCGAUAGCACAGUGGGUAGGGCAUUUGCCUUGCACGUGGCAAACACGGCCAACCUGAGUUUGAUUCCUCCGCCCCUCUCGGAGAGCCAGGCCAGCUACUGAGAGUAUCCCACCAGCACGGCAAAGCCUGGCAAGCUCCCCGUGACAUAUUCGAUAUGCCAAACACAGUAACAACAAGUCUCACAAUGGAGACGUUACUGGGCCCGCUCGAGUAAAUCGAACAACGGGAGGACAGUGCUGCAGUGCUAAAAGAAUUCUUUAUUAAAUACGUACCGUUUCCAGACCAAAAUCUCUUGAGACUAUUCUAGGUCUUAAAUAUCUAACGAGCUAGUGGGAGAAGUGGUCCUUAAAAAAAAAGUCAUGUGGGGGUUCUGGUGCCACCAGCAGGCCAACCUGUCCCCUGCGGCGAGGGCACCAGCAGCCUAAUCUUGCCUUCAGGCUUCCUGACACCCCAAAAUUGCCACUGUGCCCCUGGCCAAACCCCAACAACUUGGGAACAAGUUUGUCAAGAAAUGAAACGGCCGAAAGUUAGGUUUGUGGGAGUCAGACCCACAAACCACCUCCGGCUCAGCUACACAAGCUCACUCUCAGUUGGGAUGGGCUCCCUCGCCCACUUCCCAGCGCACACAGAAGCACUGGCG
Molecule: messenger RNA, 2785 nt
Organism: Sorex fumeus (smoky shrew)
Lineage: Eukaryota; Metazoa; Chordata; Mammalia; Eulipotyphla; Soricidae
Product: interferon-induced, double-stranded RNA-activated protein kinase-like
Exons: 16
Coding region: 141-1712 (523 amino acids)
Biological process (GO): protein phosphorylation
Molecular function (GO): protein kinase activity; ATP binding
Source: RefSeq, a predicted model, not a curated record